Sclerotinia borealis F-4128 is the source of this 969-nucleotide messenger RNA. Lineage: Eukaryota; Fungi; Ascomycota; Leotiomycetes; Helotiales; Sclerotiniaceae. The record is from the annotation of a GenBank genome assembly.
AUGUCUUUCUCCAAGAUCACUGCUUUCGCCGGCAUGUUUGCCACCGUUGCUGCCCACGGAUACGUUAGCGGUAUUGUCGCUGGUGGAACCUACUACACUGGAUGGCUCGUCAGCUACGGAUACCAAACCCCCGAGCCCGAUUCGAUCGGAUGGUCUGACACCAACCUCGAUCUCGGAUUCACAUCCCCUUCUGCAUACACCACUGGUGAUAUCAUCUGUGCUAAGGAUGGUGCCAAUGCUGCCCUUUCAGCUACCGUCGCAGCGGGUGACACCAUUGAUUUCCAAUGGAACACCUGGCCAUCAUCUCAUCACGGCCCAGUCAUCACCUACUUGGCCAACUGCAACGGAGACUGUUCCACCGUUGAUAAAACCACUCUUGAAUUCUUCAAGAUCGACGAGGGUGGUUUGAUCGAUGAUGCUACGGUUCCUGGUGUAUGGGCUUCCGAUAACCUGAUCACCAACAACAACACAUGGACAUCCACCAUUCCUUCCGAUCUCGCCGCUGGAAACUAUGUCGCUCGUCAUGAAAUCAUUGCGCUUCACAGUGCUGGAUCCGCAGAUGGUGCUCAAAACUACCCUCAAUGUCUCAACUUGGAAAUCACUGGUAGCGGUACCCUCGCACCCUCCGGAACUCUCGGUGAGAAACUUUACACCCCAACCGACCCAGGUAUCUUGGUCAACAUCUAUCAAGCCCUCACCUACACCAUCCCCGGUCCAGCUAUGUACAACGCCACUGGUGCUGCAACUGGAAGUGCUUCGGCUACUUCAGCCGCUAGUGUCGCUACCUCCUCUUCCGCCGCAAUCGCCGUUUCAACCUCUGCUGCUGCCGCAUCAUCGGUUGCAUCAGUUGCUGUUUCUAGCGCCGCAUCACCAACCACAUUAGUCACUUCGGUUGCUUCAGCUUCAGCUACAGCUACAGCUACUGCAGCCGCAUCAUCUGAUGAUGAUGAUGAGACUUGUGACGCAUAA